GAGAGCGAGGGCGACGCCUGGGCAGUCAUCAUCGUCGGGGAGGACGCCAGCUUCACUGUCCAGGGAGCCAUAGUCGGGAAUCAUAAAUAUGGUUCUACUAUUGGAGCCAGCGGCCACAGCAUCUCGAAAGCUACGUCGACCACCGUCGAGAUUGCCGCCCUCAUCUGGGCCUUCGCCUACGUCAUCUACCUUGACCACGACAACAUCACUACCGUAUAUACUGAUUCAUUGGGAGCCCUGCACUUGGCUAUUCGGCAUGCCUUCACCGACCACGACGCCGAGCUUGCGAAGACUCUCUGCUUUUUCUACGACAUCGUGAAAGACCGAAUCGAGCUCAGAUACGUCCACGCCCACGAGCAUAACCCGUGGAACGAACUCGCAGACGCGGCAGCUAACCGCGCCCGCCUACAAUCCGUCGCACACACCAUGCCAGUCUCGAGUGAUGCGAUGGACGUCGCGUGCCAGGGAGACUGGGAGUUCCUCAUCGAAGCCGAUGUGAACACAAGGGGAGCAUGCCCGAAGCUGAUGAACGACCACCUGCGCGCGCCGAAGUUCUCGACGACUGCCAACAAGGAACGCAUCCAUCGAGACGCCGACGAGAAGAAGAGGGAUACAGAGGUCACGGUCACUUUCGCCACCUACAACUUCCACACAGGACGCCAACGGAGUCCAGGAGCAAUAACAAGGCAUCAAACUAUAUCCCGCCUAAAGAAGGUGAUGGCCGCGAUCUACGACGAAGACAUCCAUGUCAUUGGUAUUCAAGAGUCCUGUGCCGUCUUCGGCCUUAGGGGCUCGACCGAGGCAGCCUGUGUCAGCGCCAACAGCUACCGCGUCAUCGCAAGCGGCCACAAAGAUUCCUUCUGGGGCGCGCUAUUCGAGCUUGCCAGGCAGCACCGCAUCUCGAUGAUGAGGAUCGACGCCAACGCUCGGGCGGGUUUCAUAUCCAGCUCAGCAAUCGGCCCAGCCGGCCUAUCGCAGCAAGAAGAUGACAACGGCACGAGAUUCCACGAGGUCCUCCUCGCUCAUAAUCUGUCAGCGGCCAAUGCUUUCCAGAGUGGAGGGGACAAUCGCCGCGCGUGGAGUUCCAACGCCAGCCCACACCGCAUCGACUACACCGUUAUCGAGAUGGACAUGCCCAGCUGCAUCACGGAGUGUUCCACCAUGUACGGCAUCGACAGCGACGACAUCCUCGAGAAGAAGGGCGACCAUCACCCAGUCCGUGCCACGAUACAGUACCAAAUCAACACCACGAGGACGACCAAAACAAGAAUGAAUUACUUCAUCAACAUCCUUGCCAACGACGCCCUGCUCCCAGACCCCGGCGACGGCAUCUACCUCCUGGACCUGCCGAGCUACGUUUCCUUGGUCCUCACGAGCAAGACCGACAUCGCUGACCACGCUCUCAGGUUGUACGGCUCGAUCGAGCACGCCAAGGAGACCACUGCCGACGGAGUGGCAAGGUACUGCAACCAGCACAACCACGACAACCCUGACCCACUCAUUAGCAACAUCAGGACCAUCGGGCAGCUCACUACAAUACUGGCUGGAGCACGCCCAGGAAGACGUGGGGGCUUAGAUGGCAUCACAGACGACAUGGCAAAGGCAGCCCCAUCAUCGCUGGCCCGACUAAUUCACCCCAUCCUAGUCAAGGCGCAGGUGCAGUCCAUCGAGCCACUAGCAGCGAACUGCGAUUUCUCGACACAAUUCUACAAAGGAGCAGGAGCCCUUGACAAACAGCAGUCCUAUAGAGGUAUUUCAAUGAUGCUGAGCAAUACCAUCGGCAAGAUGCAUUCCUCCUUCCUGCGAUCCAGGGUCAAGAAGCUGCUCCCCUCUAUCCUCAGCGCGGCCCAGUGCGGGGCGCGACUCCGCAUGGCCACGGACUUCGUUACUCGCGCCAUCCUGGCCUUCGUCGCGAAGCAUUUCCACUCCGUGACCAGGGAGUUCACCAUGGGGCUUCCCGCUGCCACCGUGGAGCUUGACGACCUCAUUGACAAGAUCGGUAUCCCACCGUGGCUCAGACCAGUCCUGGCGCAGAACUUGCAGCGCCCAGAAGAUGCUAUUCAAAAGAUCGAGGACGAACACCUCUGCGAGAUGAUCUCGGACCACCGCGCCCCCAAUUGGAUGGCAGCCCGAGGGGCCGCGCACUAUCCGGGGCCAACCGCGGAAACCCGACCGGGAGUACCCUUCUCCGGCGUAGCUUUCAACGUGCACUUCGCCGUGCCCCUGCGCGCGAUUGAUAAGGGCGCCAACUCCCAGCGCGACAACUACGACGGCCAUCCUAUCCCGCCCUGCCCGAACCCAGUAUUCGCUCAAGGGCAACACGACGGAGACGCACUACUUCAGCUAUCCUAUGUUGACGACCUCACCAGGGUCAUAUCUACAGCCAACACUACAGACCUGGUUGACGCGACAACCGCGGUAGCCACCAACAUUUGCCAGACUGCCUUCUCUUUCGGUCUCAAGCCGCACCCCGAAAAGACAAAGGUUAUUCUCAAUUUCUACGGCAACAUUGCAGGGGCGGAAAAGCAGAUAAUGGCAACGGGCCGCAUCGGCACCCUCGGCCUCCCUGCCAUCAAUAUAAAGCUGAAGAUCACCGACCAGCAGAAG
This is a messenger RNA of Prorocentrum cordatum, 2607 nucleotides long. Lineage: Eukaryota; Dinophyceae; Prorocentrales; Prorocentraceae. The record is from the annotation of a GenBank genome assembly.